UAAUACAUUGCCAAGAGGAUUUUUCAGUUAAGGUUGAUGAUUGUGUAUGAAAGGGGAUUGUAUUAACUCAACAUUGAUAUUUUAAUGUUGUAAAAUUAGCCUGAUGCUUGACUGAAAAAGAAAAAAAACUGUGAAUCUUUUUUUUGAGAAUAAAGUAUAUACAUCUGUCAUCUAUUCUUCAGCAGAUGACAUCAAGCAGGUCCAUGGAAUGGAAAGGAAACCAGUCAUCUGUGGCCAUGUUUUUUCUCCUGGGUCUCUCAAAUGAAAAAGAGCUGCAGCUCAUCCUCUUUCCAAUAUUCCUUGGGAUCUACCUGGUGACUCUCAUCUGGAACCUGGGUCUCAUCCUUCUCAUCAGGAUGGACGCCCACCUUCACACACCCAUGUACUAUUUUCUCAGUUUCCUGUCAUUUAUAGACAUCUGCUAUUCUUCUUCCAUCAGCCCAAGGAUGCUCUGGGACUUCCUAAGAAAAGAAAAAAUGAUUUCCUUCAUUGCCUGUGCAACUCAGUAUUUUGUUGCAGCCUGGAUGGCUCUGGCUGAGUCCUGCCUAUUGGCAGCCAUGGCCUAUGACCGUUAUGUGGCCAUUGGCAGCCCACUACAAUACUCAGCCAUUAUGGUACCUGGCCUCUGUGGGAAGAUGGUCGCUUGGGCCUAUGUGACUGGUUUCUUUAGUAGUUUAAUUCAAACAGUCUCUUGCUUUCAACUUAACUACUGUGGGCCAAAUAUUCAACAUUUCUUCUGUGACUUGACUCAGAUUAUUUCCUUGUCUUGCUCCAAUCCCUUUAUCAGCCAAGUGAUUCUUCUUCUGGUAGCUAUUUUUGUUGGAUUUGGUACUUUGUUUGUUAUCCUCUUAUCCUAUGGUUUCAUUGCAGCAUCCAUCCUGAAAAUAUCCUCAGGUAAAGGCAGUGCCAAAGCCUUCAAUACCUGUGUCUCCCACCUGGCAGCUGUGACACUCUAUUAUGGCACAGCCUUCUCUGUGUACCUGAGUCCCAAGUCUAAUCAGUCCAUGAAUCAGGACAAGGUGCUAUCAGUGUUCUAUGUCAUCAUCAUCCCCAUUUUAAACCCUCUGAUCUAUAGUCUGAGGAACAAGGAGAUCAAAGAGGCCCUGAAGAGGCUUAUAAAGAGAGAAAUAGCCUUAAGUCAGUCAGAAUAAUAUUUGGGCAGUUAUUAUUAUUCCCAUAAAGUAGAUGGAGGUAAAAAUGUGUAUGUGGCCUUUUGUAUGUAGCAUGAAUAACUAGAUAGCAAGAUGUAAUAAAAACUUGGCUUUCUUAGUUUUUGGUGCCAUUAUGCUUACUUGCGAUCAAGAUGUAAUCUGAUACAGUAAUGUUUAAUAAGUCCAGUUUAAAAAACCAGUUUCCGUAGUUAGAACUCAGGUAGAUAUAAGCCAAAAAGUUGAUUGUACUUU
This is a messenger RNA of Loxodonta africana (African savanna elephant), 1403 nucleotides long. Its product is annotated as olfactory receptor 5A1-like. Gene Ontology annotation, cellular component: membrane. The coding region runs from base 186 to 1151 and encodes 321 amino acids. The record is from RefSeq and is a predicted model, not a curated record. NCBI's taxonomy places the organism in Eukaryota, Metazoa, Chordata, Mammalia, Proboscidea, Elephantidae. The transcript has a single exon. Gene Ontology annotation, biological process: G protein-coupled receptor signaling pathway. Gene Ontology annotation, molecular function: odorant binding; G protein-coupled receptor activity; olfactory receptor activity.